Molecule: messenger RNA, 4271 nt
Organism: Pangasianodon hypophthalmus (striped catfish)
Lineage: Eukaryota; Metazoa; Chordata; Actinopteri; Siluriformes; Pangasiidae
Gene: mthfd1b
Product: methylenetetrahydrofolate dehydrogenase (NADP+ dependent) 1b
Exons: 27
Coding region: 161-2965 (934 amino acids)
Biological process (GO): tetrahydrofolate interconversion
Cellular component (GO): cytosol
Molecular function (GO): methenyltetrahydrofolate cyclohydrolase activity; ATP binding; methylenetetrahydrofolate dehydrogenase (NADP+) activity
Source: RefSeq, a predicted model, not a curated record
GCGCGGCUGGAGCAGCAGCGGCAGGGUUUCAGUGCGCAACGGAAAUUGCGUGGAUCAUUUCUAAGCGUGUGAGUGUGUGUGAGUGUGUGUGUGAGUGGUGAACUUCUGGACAGAGUGGUCAACUUUGUUCUCUGGAGAAGAGAAAGUCAGGAAGCCUACCAUGUCGGCCCAAAUCAUCAGCGGAAAAGAAGUCUCAGCCCAGGUGCGAGAGAAGCUGAAGAAGCAGGUGGAAGAAAUGAAGACUCAAGACCCAAACUUCAGACCAGGCUUGGUGGUGUUACAGGUGGGAAACAGAGAGGACUCAAACCUGUACAUCAGCAUGAAGAUGAAAGCUGCUGCUGAGAUUGGAAUCAAUGCGAUGCACGUGAGGCUUCCACAGACCGCUACUGAAGAAGAGGUCCUGCAGCGCAUCAGAGAGAUCAAUGAGAACUCCAGUGUGCAUGGGCUCAUAGUGCAGCUGCCUUUGGACUCCAUUCACCGCAUUGACACUGAGAAGGUCACCAACGCUGUGGCACCAGAGAAGGAUGUAGAUGGUUUGACUAGCAUUAACGCAGGGAAACUGGCCCGGGGUGACCUUGGAGACUGCUUCAUUCCCUGCACUCCCAAUGGCUGUAUGGAGCUCAUUAAACAGACAGGUGUAUCCGUGGCAGGAAAACGGGCAGUUGUGAUUGGCCGCAGUAAGAUUGUGGGUGCACCAAUGCACGACCUCCUGCUCUGGAAUCACGCCACUGUUACCACCUGUCACUCAAAAACUGCUGACCUGGCAGCUGAGGUGGGAAAGGCAGACAUCUUGGUGACCGGGAUUGGGAAACCGGAGAUGGUGAAGGGCGAGUGGGUGAAGAAAGGUGCUGUAGUCAUUGACUGUGGCAUCAACCAUGUUCCAGACAGCACCAAGCCAAGUGGGAAGCGGGUCGUAGGUGAUGUUCACUUUGCCACUGCCAAGGAGCAAGCAGCCUUCAUCACGCCUGUCCCGGGUGGAGUCGGCCCCAUGACUGUCGCCAUGCUCAUGCAGAAUACCGUACUGAGUGCCAAGCGCUUCCUUCAAGCACAUGAACCAGGCAAAUGGAACAUCUCUUAUACCAAGCUCAACUUGCAGAGACCCGUUCCCAGUGAUAUCGUUAUUUCCCGCUCCGGUAUACCCAAGCCCAUUGACCGUCUGGCCAGAGAGAUCGGGCUUCUCUCGGAUGAAGUCGAGCUCUAUGGCAAGACCAAAGCCAAAGUCCAGUUGGAAACUAUUGAUCGAUUGAAGUCCCAGGCUGAUGGCAAAUAUGUGGUUGUUACUGGGAUCACUCCUACACCUCUUGGUGAGGGGAAAAGCACCACUACGAUAGGGUUAGUGCAGGCUCUUGGUGCUCACCUCAAGUGCAAUGUGUUUGCCUGCGUGCGCCAACCAUCUCAAGGCCCCACGUUCGGCAUCAAAGGUGGUGCAGCUGGAGGUGGCUAUUCUCAGGUUAUUCCCAUGGAAGAGUUUAAUCUUCAUCUCACUGGUGAUAUCCAUGCCAUCACUGCUGCAAAUAACCUGGUGGCUGCUGCCAUCGAUGCUCGUAUGUUUCAUGAAGCCACUCAGUCUGAUAAGGCACUUUUUAACCGCCUGGUGCCGCUAAGUGGAGGCCAGAGGAAGUUUUCCCCUGUGCAGAUCAACCGACUCAAAAAACUGGGCAUUGAGAAAACUGAUCCGUCCGCACUGACAGAGGAAGAGAUCACUCGCUUUGCCAGGCUGGACAUUGACCCUGAAUCAGUCACCUGGCAAAGAGUGUUGGACACAAAUGAUCGAUUCCUCCGGAAGAUUACCAUUGGCCAAAGCCCCACUGAAAAGGGCUAUACCAGAGCAGCUCAGUUUGAUAUCACGGUGGCCAGUGAGAUCAUGGCUGUGUUGGCUCUCACCAGUAGUCUGGAGGACAUGAGGCAGAGGCUUGCUAAAAUGGUGGUAGCAACCAGUCGCAGUGGAGAGCCCAUCACCACAGAAGACCUGGGUGUGUGUGGAGCACUGACAGUGCUAAUGAGAGAUGCCAUCAAACCCAACCUUAUGCAGACCCUAGAGGGAAACCCUGUGUUUGUUCACGCCGGCCCUUUCGCCAACAUCGCCCAUGGAAACUCCUCCAUCCUGGCUGAUAAAAUCGCUCUGAAGCUUGUAGGGCCUGAAGGAUUUGUGGUAACUGAGGCAGGCUUUGGUGCAGACAUCGGCAUGGAGAAGUUUUUCAACAUUAAGUGUCGUUACUCCGGGCUGCGUCCUCACGUGGUGGUGCUGGUCGCCACAGUGAGAGCGCUGAAGAUGCACGGGGGUGGACCAACAGUCACAGCUGGCAUGCCUCUUCCAAAGGAAUACAUAGAAGAGAACCUGGAGCUGGUGGAGAAAGGCUGCAGCAACCUGAGGAAGCAGAUCGAGAAUGCCAAGCACUUUGGUGUGCCAGUUGUUGUAGCAGUCAAUGCUUUCAAGACAGACACUGAUGCUGAACUGCAGCUGAUCUGUGAGCUGGCUAAACAGGCAGGAGCGUUUGAUGCAGUGCCCUGCACUCACUGGGCAGAUGGGGGUGCUGGAGCCACUGAGUUGGGCAAAGCCGUGCAGAAAGCUGCAGAAGCACCCAGCAACUUCAGCUUCCUGUACGACACUGAGUUGCCUGUCGUUGAUAAGAUCAGAAUAAUUGCACAGAAGAUUUACGGAGCAGAUGAUGUCGAGCUGCUCCCAGAAGCCCAGCAUAAAGUGGAGCUAUACACCAAACAGGGUUUUGGCAAUUUGCCCAUCUGUAUGGCAAAGACCCAUCUGUCUCUUUCUCAUGAUGCUGAAAAGAAGGGUGUGCCCACUGGCUUUGUGCUACCUAUUCGUGAUAUUCGUGCGAGCGUUGGUGCUGGGUUUCUCUACCCACUGGUUGGCACGAUGCCCACCAUACCAGGCCUCCCAACACGCCCCUGUUUCUACGACAUAGAUCUGGAUCCAGUGACUGGAGAAGUCAUCGGCCUCUUCUAACAGAUGCUGAAUUGAAUCCCCCGUAGGCACACUUCUGAACCAGAUGUUUGUAAUGGUUUAAUUAGGAAGCUAUAUGAGUUAUAAUCAUUUCCUGAUUGUUUCAUAGUUUGUAAGUGGUCUUCAUAGUUGUUGGAUCAGUAUUACAACUAUAAGAGUGUUCUGCUAUGGAGAGAUGUUCUUAGAACUGACAAACUCUCAGAGCCAGCAAAGCCCUAAAUAUUUACAUUCAAUUAAAUGGGAAUGUAAUUUGUAUGUGAUGGGUGGAAUUAUUCCAACGUACAAUCGCUAAAGCCCUUCUAACUGGCCUUGAUUUGAGCAAUUAUGCAUUUUAUGUACAGUUAGUUGACACAAUGUUGAAAGCAUGAGACAUUGUGAAAAAUUCACAAAGUAGGUCAACAGACUUGGUUAGACACGUAAUCAUGUGCCCAUUAUAAAAACAAAUUAAAUCAAAGUGCAGCAUGGGAAAUUUAAAAAUUAGCUACUAUCACAUCACCUUCCCCAUUGAAUGUAGUUAAAUAUGGAGCUGUAUUUUUUUCUGCCAAUUUGGAGCAUUUUUAAAUUCAAAGUGCAUCACGAAUAAUGACUACUGGCAAUGUGCUUGAGAUUGUACGAUGGAAUUUUUCAGUAGAACUGUGUUAAAACAACAGUUUAAUAUGAACUAUUAGGUAUAGAUAUUAUUACACUUUACGUUAGGGAGGAAUACUCUGGAAAUUUAGACACAGGAAAACAAAACCAAGUUCAUCUGCAAGCAAUGUGAAUCAGAAAAUAUGAAAUAGUUAAGAAGGGCUUUUUUUCUUCAUACAUAUAGCAUUCCUUUAAUGGUACACUACAUGAUAAAUGAUCCACUGUAUUAAUUCUCUGUUACUCUUUGAACUGACAAUUUCAGAAAUGUACCUGCCAUGCAAGUGAAAUUUACACAGUCAUCAUUAUGUAGUACUGAAGAUGGUCAUAUGAUGACUAAACAUGGCUUAUGUAGGCUGGUUUAAAGACAAAGCUGAGGACUGGAAAAAUUGGGGACAUGCCCUCAGUUCUAUUCCAAACAAACUCUUUAACGUCCAGGUUUGUAACUGAAAGAACUAAGAACUGUAAAGAGUUUAUAAACUGUUCACUGUUAAAAGUUUCUCCUAUGUCUUAACCUUGACUUUUUUUCUUCAUGGAAUUUUUUUUCUGGAAGUCUGACAUGGUGUACAUGUCCUUUGAAUGUCUGAAUCACUGUUGUCUUUUUACAAAAUGAAACAUUUAAACCUAAAACUGGAACCCCAUCUCCAUUCCGACAGUCUUGUUAAAUAAAGGCAUAUCCCUUAAA